This is a messenger RNA of Ceratosolen solmsi marchali, 853 nucleotides long. RefSeq names its product probable low affinity copper uptake protein 2. Gene Ontology annotation, biological process: copper ion transmembrane transport. Lineage: Eukaryota; Metazoa; Arthropoda; Insecta; Hymenoptera; Agaonidae. Gene Ontology annotation, cellular component: membrane. The record is from RefSeq and is a predicted model, not a curated record. The coding region runs from base 182 to 790 and encodes 202 amino acids. The transcript has 4 exons. Gene Ontology annotation, molecular function: copper ion transmembrane transporter activity.
GUAAAGCAGCAACUAGUUUUUCUAGUUAUUCCUUUCCCUCUCGAUAUUACAUGUCAGUAAAUAAAAUAAUGAUUCCAUUAAAUCAUAUACAAGCUCAUUUUAUAGAUUUUAUAUUUUUUAUCUAUAUGAUAUGAAGUAUUUCCUGUGCUGUUAUAUAAUUAAAAUGACUAACAGUUGAAAAAUGUAUAUGUACUAUUGGUUUGGAACCAAAUUACAAAAUUUUUUAUUUUAUGGGUACAAUAUAAUCACCACGUAUGGUUUGAUAUCAACAUGUUUGGGUUUAUCAGCUUUAGCAAUAUUAUAUGAAGCUAUGAAAUUAAUACAAAUUAGAUUACAAGAAAUUACCAAAGAACAUAACCAAGUAACAAAACCAACGCAAAACAUGGAUAGUUCUUCUUUAAUAUCGGAAACGUCUGAUAAAACUAUAAAAGCUUAUAGUUUAUCGCAUUGUUGUACAUGGAUGAAAUGGAUUUUAGAACUUUUUCAUCGAUGUAUUCACGUUAUGUUAGGAUAUUUCCUCAUGCUCGCAAUAAUGACAUUCAAUGGAUAUAUAAAUGUUGCGAUUGUAUUGGGCAGCGGCAUAGGCUACUAUAUUUUUGGUCUUAUACUACUGAAAAUAAAUCUUGCAAAGAUUAAAAAACAUCAUAGAUUAGCUCAGUGUAAUCCAGUAUGUGCAGAUGCAAUAAUCAGUGAUAGAAGAGAAUCAGCAAUAUCAAUAAUUUCAGAAAAUGUAGAACCAGAAUCUAAUGUUAAUAUUGAUGUUGACGUUCACAUUAAAGCUGAAUCUUAAAAUUCAGAUUUUUAAUUAAAUAUGAAACAAUUUGUGAUAUACUUUUUAUAUAAUAGAUAUAAU